AUGCCAUCCCCUGCCUUCCAAGCCCGGCUCCGUGCCGCCUUCCCGAACGGAGACAAGGCCCCCACCCUCCCUUCCCCGACGUCCCUCGCCGCCGCCUCGGCGUCCCUGCCCCGGCGACCAUCUCACGGUGCGGGUGCAGGUGCGGAGGGAGAGGGAGACUACCUCGCACCGCUAGGCGCCGAAGCGACGCUCACGCACAUCCUUGACGAUAUCGUCCCCGGUCUCAACGGACAGGCGCGCAGCGGGCGGUACUACGGCUUCGUGACGGGCGGAACGCUGCCCGUGGCCGAGGCGGCGGAUAAUAUUGUCUCGGCGCUGGAUCAGAAUGUUCAGGUGCAUUUGCCCGAGCAGACUGUUGCGACUGAGGUGGAGAGCGUUACCUUGGGGAUGCUUGCUGAUGUGUUGGGGCUUGAGGGAGGCAGAAGGCUUGGAGGAGAUGGAGGAGGAGGCAUUGAGGGAGAGGAAGAGGAGGUGUGGAAGGGGAGGACAUUUACGACGGGUGCCACGGCGAGUAAUGUACUGGGUUUGGCGUGCGGUCGGGAGGCUGUGAUUGCGAAGCGGGGGGGCAACGUCGGGGAGAGCGGCAUCCUGGGCGCGUGUCUUGAGGCUGGUGUGAAGGAGAUCCAGGUACUGACGAGUAUGGGACACAGUUCGCUGUUCAAGGCGGCGAGUGUCGUCGGGAUCGGGAGGGCGAGCGUGCGGGAGCUUCCGCUGAGCGACGACGAGCCGUGGAGGUUGGAUUUGGAGGCUGUGGAGAGGGCGUUGGGCUGGGAGGGCGUUGCGAGCGUCAUUGCUGUGAGCGCGGGCGAGGUGAAUACUGGACGGUUCGCGACGGGCGGGUGGGAGGAGAUGAGGAGGUUGAGGGGGUUGGCGGAUCGGUUUGGGGCUUGGAUUCACGUUGAUGGAGCUUUUGGCAUCUUUGCGAGAGCUUUAGAGGCAAAGCCGGAAUUCGCAAAGAUUAGAGAGAUGGCUUCUGGAUUGGAGCUUGCGGACAGCAUUACCGUCGAUGGACACAAGCUUCUGAACGUGCCCUACGAUUGUGGCAUGUUCUUCUGCCGCUCCCUCUCCAUCCAGACCUCCGUGUUCACGAACCCCAACGCGGCCUACCUCUCCUCCGGCCCCGCCGCCAUCCCUUCGCCCCUGAACAUUGGUCUCGAGAACUCGCGCCGCUUCAGGGCCCUCCCGGCCUAUGCGGUUCUCCGCUCUGAAGGGCGGAGCGGGCUAGCCGCCAUCUUGGGCCGCAUGGUUCUCCUCGCGCGCAAGCUGGCGUCGUGGAUCCGGGCGUCUGAGGCAUAUGAACUGCUUCCCGAGGGGGACUGGGAAAUGGAGGAGACGCACAUGGUCGUGUUGUUCCGGGCUAGGAACGAAGGGUUGAAUCAGGAGCUUGUGGGUAGGAUUAAUGGGACGAGGGAGGUUUACGUGAGUGGGACGAGUUGGAAGGGGAGACAGGCUGUAAGGGUGGCGGUGGGCAGCUGGCGGGUUGAUGUCGAGAGGGACUUUGAGAUUAUUACGAGGGUCUUGGAGGAUAUCGCCAGAGCGUAG
Molecule: messenger RNA, 1542 nt
Organism: Colletotrichum orchidophilum
Lineage: Eukaryota; Fungi; Ascomycota; Sordariomycetes; Glomerellales; Glomerellaceae
Product: pyridoxal-dependent decarboxylase
Exons: 3
Coding region: 1-1542 (513 amino acids)
Biological process (GO): carboxylic acid metabolic process
Molecular function (GO): carboxy-lyase activity; pyridoxal phosphate binding
Source: RefSeq, a predicted model, not a curated record